AUGCGUCAGCCGGGAUUUGAACCUGGAACGUCUCGAAAGUGGCUGCUGUCCCUGACGGUGACGCUGUGGAUUCUACUGGUCGGCGUCUCGUCAAUAAUCCCGAAUAACUUAUGGGCCCUUUUUCUGAUCUCGCGCGGUCUUUCCGGUGUCGGCCAAUCGAGCUGCACCGUGUUGGCCCCGACAAUUAUCGCCGAUCUGUACACCGGAACGAAGCGGAGUAUGGCGCUGAUGAUGUUCUUUUUUAUGAUUCCCGUAGGGAGCGGUCUGGGGUUCUUGUGUGGUUCUCGAAUGGGUUCAGCCCUUGGCCAUUGGCAGUGGGGUGUUCGAUUCACGGCGAUGAUUGGCGUUAUUAUCGACCUGCUGGUGAUUGUCCUGCUCCGAGAGCCCCGCCGUCAAGAAGAUGAAGCCACGAGGCCGGAACGAUCGUUUUGGCGGGAUUGCAUGCAGAUUAUCAAGGUCCCGACGUACAUUCUGUCGACGCUGGGGCUGACGUGCGUCAUGUUCCUCACCGGAUCUCUCGAGUGGUGGGCGCCGACGUUGAUCGAGCACGGGAAGGCGGCCAAGUUGGGGCUGGGCGAUAGCGAUGAAUUGACGGAUGAUCAGAAGAAUAACAUAACCCUCGUGACAGGCGCCAUCACCCUCAUCUCUGGACUGCUCGGCGUCGUCGUCGGCUCCCUAAUUGCCUAUUGGAUGAAAACGGGAAAGGGGCUGUGCUCCAGACUACAAACCGAGUCGGCGGAUGCGUGGGUGUGCACUGUCGGCGCGUUGAUUUGCAUCCCGGCCAUGGGCGUCGGGUUCCCGAUGGCGAAGGAUCAUCUUACGGUCGCAUAUGCCCUAUUCUUCGUGGGGAUCACGGCUGCGUGCUGUAAUCUUGCCGUGGUCGUCGAUUUGCAGUUGUCGGUGAUCGUGCCCAGCCGGCGGAACACGGCCAACUCGUGGCAGGCGUUGAUCUCGGCCAUUCUGGGAGACGCGACAGGUCCCUAUAUCGUCGGGGCGGUGAGU
Messenger RNA from Mesorhabditis spiculigera, 1002 nucleotides. NCBI's taxonomy places the organism in Eukaryota, Metazoa, Nematoda, Chromadorea, Rhabditida, Rhabditidae. The record is from the annotation of a GenBank genome assembly.